This is a messenger RNA of Ceutorhynchus assimilis (cabbage seed weevil), 1720 nucleotides long. The record is from the annotation of a GenBank genome assembly. NCBI's taxonomy places the organism in Eukaryota, Metazoa, Arthropoda, Insecta, Coleoptera, Curculionidae.
GCAGCAUAACCUUACUUUUUUUAAAACUACUCUAAACUUAAAUUAAGUUUGCAUUUUUUUCUUUUUUAUAAUUUUACAACACACACAACACAGACACAGGCUUAAAGGUUUUUACAAAUUAACAUUAGAAGUACCGCAGAGAUGCCCCAUCUUUUGAAAUCAAUUGUAAGGCACACAAUCUUGGCCAAAAAUAACACGGAAACAAUUUUAUGCAAAAGACAGUUGUUUCUACUGAACAAACUUUGCAGUGAAGAAGAUUCCAGUAAAAAAGAUAAGCAAGAAUCUCCUUUGAAGAGACUACUAGAAGAUGCAGCGUCGUUUAAUGACGCCACAUCUACUAGUCCUGAGCAGAAAUGGGCUACUAUGCCUUAUCCAGAAGGUACCGAAGCUCAGCUACAAGAAAGCAGAAAACAAGGAGACUUCUUCAAGCAGAAAAACCAAAAAGAUCCCAGGGACAGUACAAUUAUUUUGUUUCCGGGCCAGGGCAGUCAAUACGUAGGAAUGACAAAAGAGUUGCAAAAGUUUCCCAUGGUUCGAGACUUAUUUCAGUUAGCUAAUUACAUUUUAAAAUACGACCUAAAAAAAAUUUGCUUAGAAGGACCUAAAAGUAAACUAGACGAGACGAAAUAUGCCCAACCAGCUAUUUUUGUAUCCUCAUUAGCUGCCAUAGAGAGGUUAAAGGAAGAAAGACCUCAAGGUAUUGAUAAAUGUGUUGCGACUGCUGGUUUUAGCUUGGGAGAACUUACAGCUUUAGUUUUUGCAGGUGCAUUAGACUUUGAAAAAGCUUUAAAAUUAAUCCAAAUCAGAGCCGAAGCAAUGCAACGAGCGAGCGAUAUGCAUAAAGGUGGUAUGCUGACAGUUUUUUAUGGACCCGAUAGUAAAUUGAAUUAUGCUGUUAAGGCUGCUAAAGACUGGGCUAUUGACAAAGGAGAUGAAGUUCCAGAAUGCCUUGUCAGCAACUAUCUUUAUCCCCAUUGCAAAGUUGUUGCUGGAAGUGAGUCAGCUCUGGAUUAUCUGGAGAAAAACUAUAAGGAAUACAAUUUAAAGAAAUUAAAAAAAUUGCCAGUCAGUGGGGCGUUUCAUUCAGAACAUAUGCAAAUUGCUGUAGAGCCUUUUCAGAGGGCUUUGAAAAAAAUUGAUAUACAAGAUCCUGUCAUCAGCGUAUACUCGAAUGUGGAUGGUAAAAGAUAUAGAAAUGCUGAACAUAUAAGAAAGCAACUUCCAAAGCAGAUCGUAAGGCCAGUGAAAUGGGAACAAACUUUACACUCAAUGUACGAAAGAAACCAAGAUUCCUAUUUUCCGAACACUUAUGAAUGCGGCCCAGGUCAAUCUUUGAAAACCAUUUUGAAGCAGGUCAACGCUAAAGCCUGGGAACAUUGUCAUAGUAUAGAAGCCCUCCUCAAUUGAAAUAGUCACGAGCCGCCACUGAAUCAAGAAAUCAGUCAACCGAUUGGAUUAUUUUCUAAAACUUUUGUAAAUAUGUUUUUUACAAAAAAAUCGUUCUCAUGAGAAGGCUGCAUCAUCGUUUUGAGAAUCAGAUGCCAGGUAGUGUUGCAAGAUCGUGUACAAUUUUUCUAACUUGAUAAACAAUACAUAUUCAUCUUUUCACUUGUGGACAAUUUUCUUUUCCAAAUAAAAUAAUGCUAAUCUGAUCAUCAAAAUAACUGGGAGAAAGUGGAUGAGAAAAGCACUCAACAGAGAUAUGGAAUAGGCUCUAACC